Molecule: messenger RNA, 1306 nt
Organism: [Torrubiella] hemipterigena
Lineage: Eukaryota; Fungi; Ascomycota; Sordariomycetes; Hypocreales; Clavicipitaceae
Source: the annotation of a GenBank genome assembly
GUGCGAGGCAUCAUCAUCAAGACUAUCAAACGGCAAAAUCGCAGUGCUGGAAGCUGCAGCAGGCUCACCUUUCUUCGUUUUCGAUAAUUGGAAAAUUAAUAAAUUAUAAGAAUGGCUGAAGAGAUCUUGGAUCAGCUUCGGGACCUUGUUGAAGGCGCAAUUGACUUCGAGGGUCAACGUCGAGUAGAAGGCCUAGCGACUAUUUUAUUGGCUCUAUCGGGAAUUGUCGCUUUCAACAUCGGAUACACACUUCAGGACAUUAAGCUGGCACUAUACGUUGCGUUGGGAGGAACUGCAUUGACAUUUCUAAUUACAGUACCGCCGUGGCCCUUUUACAAGCAAAAGCCGGUCAAAUGGCUACCAGCUGGGUCCGGGAUGAUGGGAGGCAUCUACGCCCCAACAAGUUCAUAGCUCCUUUUUAAUGAUACCUGUCUAGCCCGUUGCCUUGAUGCGCCGUGCCUUAAAUACUUCAAGCAGCCAGCCAGUAAUUCCAGUGUUUCGUUUCUAUUCAUAUGUUCAUUAUCUGCUCAUCGACCAUACUUCUGGAACUCCCAGUCUCGGUUAUCGAGGGGACAAACGGAUCGGGCCUUCAGCCAUCGCGAAAUGCAGUGGAAGUGGAAAGCAUGCUAAAUUUGUUUAGCGUUAGAUAUGUCGCAUAGAUUGUGCAUUGGAUACUUACGUUGCAUAUGCCCCAGGCUACUGUACACUCUUCGCUCGUGGCUGAUGCUUGGUUCGCUUGGCACUCGAUACCUGCUAUCGUAUUAGUCUCUGCAUAGGCGACGGAAACAGGUUAACAAACAUAAGUCCAUAAUGUGAUUUCUGCAAAUGGCGCAAUUGUCGACCACGAUAUCCCAAGCCCAUAGGGCAACAGCAUUCCACUAGGAUUGUUAGCAGCCAUAAGGGUACAUUCGAUGCGUGAUGCUAACCUUCUUGACUUCAAACUUUUUCUUGCUCUCAAUAGCCUUGCUGGAGCCCGCAGGCGCAUCGCUCAUGACUACGUCAGCCAUCUCCGCCUAUUGUAUCUACCCGUGUAGUAUUGCACGGGUCUUCACGUUGAUGUUGCCUUGGCUCUGCUGGUCGUCUGAUCGCUAUCGGCAGAAUCGGUAUUCUAGCAGGUAUCGGUUCGUUGGGAAUUGGUGAAGGGACACAAGCUUUGUAAUAACAAUAUAUGGCUUUUAUACAGCUUUGACUCCUCGUCGACUUUUUAUUUGUGAAUGCAAAGACUAGGGGAGGAAGUUGGUAGGUCUAGGUUCUUGUCACAGCACUGGUGAAAGGCUGCUGGAGCCUAGAGGUGCUUCCAUACCUU